Molecule: messenger RNA, 3046 nt
Organism: Rhinichthys klamathensis goyatoka
Lineage: Eukaryota; Metazoa; Chordata; Actinopteri; Cypriniformes; Leuciscidae
Gene: ppp1r15b
Product: protein phosphatase 1 regulatory subunit 15B
Exons: 2
Coding region: 901-2865 (654 amino acids)
Biological process (GO): response to endoplasmic reticulum stress
Cellular component (GO): protein phosphatase type 1 complex; endoplasmic reticulum
Molecular function (GO): protein phosphatase regulator activity
Source: RefSeq, a predicted model, not a curated record
CUUACAGCUUUUCUGAUGAAAUCUCUCCGCUUUAGCUCAGCGGCUAGGGAACAAAACGGCGACGUCAACGAGUCUGAAUACCAAGUAUUACUAUUUAAAACGAACUAAAAGUGAAACCACUUCUUUUGUAACUUGUAAGGACACCGCUUUGACUCGGUUUUUAUGUUACUGCCGUUUUUUCUCCUACAACUUACAGUAUUUUCUUUCGAAAAACGCGGCAGCCGGGCUCGAUUGAGGUGACAGAAGACUGACAGUUGAAGAACCGACGCUCGCUUCCACUCAAACGUCAAAAUGGCUUUUGUUUCAAGCUUUCCUUUGGAGUAUACCAGCCUAUCUUACUCUUACACCACCUCAGAAUGCCUUUCCUUUCCUUCUGCUGCUUCUACAGUCCCUUCAAACCGAAAUAAUUGGUGUUAUUUUCCUCAGGACGGCACAGUUGGCGUUAACACUGCGGUCAAUAUGGACGCCGAAGCUAUUCGCGCGAGCCGGCGUGGACUCAACACAGUCUAAACGACAUGGACUCUUUCAUUUGCCCCAGAGAAUAUUUAUCUGUAAGUCACUCAUGGAUGGUGUUAAGGGCUGAAAGAAAUGAGAAAACGGAGUGUUUUAGUUUUUCGUAGCUAACAUUUAGCCAUACAUUAAAGCCUGGUACUAGCUGCGUUAGCCAGCUAAGCCGUAACGUAUAAGGCCAUAUCUAUGUUGUAUUAGAAACUGUUCUGUAUAUUAUCAUAAUUCAGAGACAUUUAAACGACAUUCGAAGCCGGAGCACUUUUAUGCAAAUUAAGUCACAGUUAACAGUGUGUUUAACUUGCCACUUCUUAAGGAAGUAAAUUAAUGUGUUAGUUUGUUCUAUUUUCGUUAAGUUUAUGUAGUUCAGCGCAUUUCAUAUUUUUCAUAAGUAUGAGCACACAUGAACACUUUCCUCAAGGGGACACGCGGCCCGCGCGUGGCGGUGACGAGCGCACUGACAGCUCGUGGAUAAGCGUGUUCUCGCUGGUCUCCAGGCCUGCCUGGUCUCUCCUGCAGAGAUAUUUCCCGGGAAGAACCAAGACUUCAUUUGAAAUGAAUUCAAAUCUAGAUAUUGGAAACUCUCUGACCCCUUUGAGAGUUGAAUAUCUCCACUGCCAGCAUGAAAACUCGGCGCAUGCGUCCUCCAGAGAUCAGGGGACUCUAGUCUGGUUCACUCACGAUUCGUUGAGCGAACUGGGAAUUCAGAACACCACCCAGAAAGAGUUCAAUCUUCAAAAGCAGGCAUCGGUCGGAUACCUCGGAACGGCGAGAAACUUGCUCAGCCAGGUGUUAAUGAACACUCCGGAAAAAAGGCGCGCAAAACCAGAAAGCGGAUGCGAUUUGUGCCCGGAUACGGCAUCCGUGCGAUCCACUAACAGCUGGUGGUGGGGUGAAUUUGGGGAGGCUGACGACAAACCUCAAAACUUGCUGCUAAAUGUAGCACAAAGCAGAAAAGAGACUGACACUAGCUGGCAGCAUUGUGGAGAACAUCACAGUGUCGGCUAUUGUCAGAGCCGCUCGACUGCGGCCGUUGCCAUGACGAACGAACUGUGUGUAUGUAGCAAUGAUGGGCCAUCAAUGCACAACGAAAGCACUGGUCCCUUGUGCUCCAAAGAGCUGACCCACAAUGCAAGCCUGCACAUGCCCAAACCAGAAUCCCUUCCCAACUCAUACCAGCUUCCACUAGAUGUUAAGCAGCAACUACUAGUUUGUAGUAGAGCCUAUAAUGAGGUGGCAGUUCUGACCCCUGACCAAGAUAAUGGCUACUCCAGCUUGGAGGAAGAACACUUAAGUAGUAAACUUCACAUGAAGCUGCUUUCCAAGGAACAGGAGGUGUCGGAAACAGCCGAAGACAACCCAUCUCAGAGUAACACUACAGAGAGUGAAUGUCAUAGUGAACCUGUCAUUUGUGAGGAAGAAAUUAAGCAAAGUGAACAAGAGGACUCUGAGAAGACCGCAAAAACAGUUCCGGCUGCUGAAAACGGGCCGUUUUUGGCCACGCCUCAAUGUCAAAACAAGGUCAUUGCUUACAUCAUGGGCAGCCCUUGCAGUGGCGAAUCUGAAUCGGAGGAUGAUGGCGAUUGGGACAGUAAUGACGAUGAUGGCUUUGACAGUGAAGGCUCAUCCCACUUCUCAGAGUCUGAGGACCUGGAUGACAGCGACGAUGAAUCUGAGGAAGACUCGGAUGGAGAGGAGGCCGACUCCGAGACCGAGAGGCUGUGGAAUUCUCUGUGCCAAAACGAGGAUCCUUAUAACCCGAGGAACUUCAGAGCUCCUAUAAGGACAGCCUCCAAGCCAAGCCCUGCGUCCACAGACUCCUCGGUCUCCGAGUCUCCACCAGCGUGCAUGUCCUCCCAGCAUUCUCCGCCUCCAUCGUCGCCCUCGCUCUCAGAGAACGAGUCGAGUGAAGACACCUGUGAGAUGGAUGAGGAAGAGAAUCAGAGACUGUGGAACUCUUUUAGCUGCUCAGCAGACCCCUACAGCCUCUCCAACUUCCAGGCCUCCAUACAGACUCAGAAAACCCUCAAAGGCUGCUGCAAGGAGAAAGCACCUGGAACGCCACGCUACAAGAGAGAGGAGGCUGAGGACAGGCUGGACAGCGGAUUCUCAGAGAUCUCCCCUUUGCCAUGCUCAAGCAGUGCCACAGUUGUUCAGCUGAGGAAGGUGACAUUUAUGGAAGAGGUCGAGGAGUUCUAUGCCAGCAGCGAUGAGGACCGCCAUGGGCCCUGGGAGGAAAUCGCCCGGGACCGCUGUCGUUUUCAGCGCCGUGUACAGGAAGUUGAAGAGACUAUCAGCUUCUGCCUUUCUCCUACUUUCCGCCUGGACAUUUUUCAAAGACUCUACAGUACUAGCUAAUCAAAAGCUUUGUUUGUUGUUUGGCAGUAAGUGUAAACAAUGAAUAAGAAAUAAUAUAUAUCUAUAUAUAUCAAUAGUUUAAUUCAGGGCAUCAGGAGGCCCUUAAAUGUUCAAAGGGCUCACAAGUCACAAGUCCAAGGAACUCCAUGGUUCCUGCCAGGGAAAGUCACCUCACUCAUGU